Messenger RNA from Prorocentrum cordatum, 924 nucleotides. NCBI's taxonomy places the organism in Eukaryota, Dinophyceae, Prorocentrales, Prorocentraceae. The record is from the annotation of a GenBank genome assembly.
AUGGCGAAGGACGGUGCUUCCAUGCAGGCCUUCAUGCUCGACUUCGUGCUCGGCGGCUUCUCGGGGGCGGUGGCGAAGACGAUCACGGCACCGAUCGAGCGCAUCAAGCUUGUGGUGCAGACGCAGGAUGCGAACCCGAAGAUCCGGAGCGGCGAGGUGCCGCGCUACAAGGGCAUCGUCGACUGCGGCCAGCGCAUUAUCAAGGAGCAGGGCUUCAGGCGCUUUUGGGACGGAAACUUCACGAACUGCAUCCGCUAUUUCCCGACGCAGGCUUUCAACCUGGCGUUCAAGGACACGUUCAAGAGGAUGUUCCCGAAGUACAACCCCAAGACCGAGUUCCCGAUGUUCUUCGCCGCCAACCUGGUCUCGGGAGGGAUGGCCGCGGCGGGGAGCCUCACCAUCGUCUACCCGCUGGACUACGCGCGGACCCGGCUGGCCUCCGACGUAGGCUCUGGCAAGAAGACCUUCACGGGCCUCGGCGAUUGCAUCGUGAAGACGAUGAAGGGGCCUGGCGGGUUCGGGGCGCUUUACACGGGCUUCGGCGUGUCCGUGGUGGGCAUCGUGGGGUACCGCGGCUUGCAGCUGGGGACCUUCGACACCAUCGUCGGCCUGAACCCCUACAAGAAGGACAAGGGCUUCAUGGGCGCCCUGACCACGUUCGUCGCGGCGCAGACCGCCAUCACCAUCGGCGCGGGCGCCACGUACCCCUUCGACACCAUCCGCCGCCGCCUGCAGAUGCAGUCCGAGAAGCCCGUGGAGGAGCACCUCUACAAGGGGACGAUGGACUGCUUCAAGAAAAUCGCGUCCGAGGAGGGCUUGGCCAAGGGCCUCUACAAGGGGUUCCUGGCCAACGUCGUGCGCAGCGUCGGCGGCGCCCUGGUGCUGGUCUUCUACGACCGCGCCAAGAUGUACCUGGGCAUCUGA